This is a messenger RNA of Theobroma cacao (cacao), 1024 nucleotides long. RefSeq lists its product as uncharacterized. Lineage: Eukaryota; Viridiplantae; Streptophyta; Magnoliopsida; Malvales; Malvaceae. The record is from RefSeq and is a predicted model, not a curated record.
UCAAACAAGUCCAAGUGCAUCAAAUGCUACUGUGUGCAUUUGUGAAACUCAACUCCCUUCAAAGCCUUAUAAAAAGGAGUCUAGGUCCCAGAUUAAUUCCUAUUAUGGUCACUAAACCAAUAGCAGUAAAGGUAAGGGAGAGAGAGAAAGAGAGAGAUGGAGUGGCGAUCAUGUUAUUUGGACAUUAUUUUGGUGCCAUUAGGCCUUCUGAUGACCGUCGCUUAUCAUUUCUGGUUAUGGCAUAAGGUCCGGACUCAGCCGCUCACUACCAUUAUCGGAACCAAUGCCAGCGGACGUCGAGUCUGGGUCUCUGCCAUGAUGAAGGACAACGAGAAAAAGAACAUCCUGGCUGUCCAAACACUACGAAACUCCAUCAUGGGAUCCACCCUAAUGGCCACCACGUCCAUCCUUCUGUGUGCGGGGCUUGCAGCCGUCAUCAGCAGCACUUACAGCGUGAAGAAGCCGCUGAACGAUUCCAUAUUCGGAGCGCAUGGAGAAUUCAUGAUGGCACUCAAAUAUGUCACCAUCUUAUGCAUUUUCCUUUUCUCCUUUUUCUGCCACUCCUUAUCCAUCAGGUUCAUAAACCAAGUGAACAUCCUUAUCAACACUCCCCAAGGCCAAGACCCCUCCUCCAUAGUGACUCCAGACUACGUGUCUUUGCUGCUGGAAAAGGGCUUCCUCUUGAACACUGUGGGCAACAGGCUCUUCUAUGCUGCACUUCCCCUUCUGCUUUGGAUCUUUGGCCCCGUGCUUGUUUUCUUGUGCUCUAUCACUAUGGUCCCAGUGCUUUACAACCUCGACUUUGUGUUUGGGACUGGGGAAAACAAGGGGAAGCCUCGAGUACUGGAUGGAUGUAGGGACUGUCAAUCAGCAGUGUAGUACUUCUAUAUAUGUACAUGUAGCAGUAAAGAAUAUAUGUACACAUAAAUAUGUGUAAUCGAUCCCUGAAUGAGUUUCAUUGUUUAUGUCGUCGUUACUCUGGCUGAAUAUUUAAUAAACAUUAAACUUCUAUUGAGUCGUCUAA